CUCAACUAAGUUGUACUCCAAGCAUGGCAGACAUGAGCUCGCCUCAUUCGACAGGAACUAUCAUCGCCGUCACUUACGACAACGGUGUCGUCCUCGGCGCCAAUUCUUGCACCAUCACCGGCACGCACGUGGCGAACAGGGCAUCCGACAAGAUCACGCAGCUGACCGAUAACGUCUACCUCUGCCGCUCCGGCUUGGCCGCCGAUUCGCAAGCUGUUUCGGAUCAAGUGCGCUGCCAUCUCCAUCGGCACACGAUGAGCCUUGGGCGGCCAGCUACGGUGAAGGAAGUCGCAAACAUCGUCAGGCAAAUAUCAUACAACCACAAGAGCAUGCUACGAGCGGACAUGAUCGUGGCAGGAUGGGACGAGCGCGGAGGAGGUCAAGUAUACGGGGUGCCUCUCGGAGGAACAGUGAAUUUCAUUAGAAAAUAUAAGGAUGAAAUUUACAAGGUCGAAAUUGAAACUUGAUGCAUUUUGUAAGGACCAAAAUAGUAGAUAAGCCGUAUAUAUAUUUAAUGUACUUACAAGUUG
Messenger RNA from Rhododendron vialii, 530 nucleotides. Its product is annotated as proteasome subunit beta type-6-like. The transcript has a single exon. NCBI's taxonomy places the organism in Eukaryota, Viridiplantae, Streptophyta, Magnoliopsida, Ericales, Ericaceae. The coding region runs from base 24 to 467 and encodes 147 amino acids. The record is from RefSeq and is a predicted model, not a curated record. Gene Ontology annotation, cellular component: proteasome core complex.